This is a messenger RNA of Penicillium brasilianum, 4837 nucleotides long. NCBI's taxonomy places the organism in Eukaryota, Fungi, Ascomycota, Eurotiomycetes, Eurotiales, Aspergillaceae. The record is from the annotation of a GenBank genome assembly.
CCGGGGAUUAGUUGACCCCCGCAUUCUCGCCCCGGAGGGUAUGAGGUCACGAGUCACGCGCACGAGGGUGUUAAACCGACACGCCUCUGGCUCGCUCCUCCAAGCUUCUCACUCUUUCCCCUUAACUCUAUCUCAUCUUCCUACCCAAAUUGACUCCAGAACCAGCAGUAAGCCCACGAUCCUGGCCACCUUGAUUUUGACUAAUAGCACAGUGACCCGUUCCCACAAACUCAAUGAUCGCGACCACCCUACUGAUGGCAUGAUGGCCCCUCGUGAAAACCUUCCUCGCUAUUUUGCCAAGUCCGGUCCAACUGACGCGGAUCCCCGCAAGACAAAGAAAGACGGAGGCGGCAAGGGCAAUUGGGGUCGCUCCGGAGACGAAGUGCAGGAUUAUGGUUAUACUAUGAACAAUGCUCGACGUCGUUCCAACAGCAGCACGCAAGGACUGGCUGACUUCAGAACCAAAUUUGAGACGGUCGAUCCUGAGCCGGUCUUUGAGGAGCAGCUCCACGGGUCUGCCGUUGUGACUGCGGCUGAUGAAAGUGCCGUGACUAAAGUCGAGAGUACCAGUAGCAAUGAUAGCGAGAAUGACCAGGCAGGGAUGAAGUAUUGAAGGAUUUGACAUUAGGUGCGAACCGGGUGCUGCGAUCAUCCGGCUUCUUCAGAUAUGCUACCGCCUCGAGAAAUAUGAAACCGAUACUGAACAAUAUGGGGUUUAUUCCACGCGUAUUCCUUAUGAAGCAUUCCAGUAUUUCGUAGAGCAUAGGUAGGUUUCGUUUGUCGGUGGAAGGGAACCGCUAGGCUGGGAGACUAGUUUCCAGGAAGGAGCCGUUACAUACACAGAAACAAAGUCAACGAACGAAUUGCCCGACGAAUCCUUUGGUUUCCCCUAGAGAGCUUUGGCCGCUUAUCAUCAUCUCAAUCAUCUGACGCCGUCUAGUAUUGCCAUCUAGAGUUGACCCAUCCGAAAAUUCACACAAAGGUUGUUGCAAGGUCAAUGAACACAUUGAUAUUGCUCCCCCCACCGUCCCAAAAAAAUGGAUGCAUAAUGCACAUCCAUGAAGAUAGUGACCAACUCCAGUUUCGAUCCAUAUUACAAGUCAUUCAUCGCUGCAAAAUAUCUGAAUAGCGACCCGUGCAGCACAGACUCUAGCACUCAAACCCACGUCAACCGCGCCUUGGAGUCGGUGGAUGGGGAGGAUUCGGCUUGUGCGCCAUUGCCAUCUGUGAUCGCAUCCGGAGCCGAUUCAGACUUGAUGGAGGCAACGAGGUUUUGAAACCAAAAGUCAAGUUUGCCAGUUUCGAUGAACUGACGCAGCAGGUCGUCUUCCCGCUUCAGGUCAGAAAUCACCCGCGCUUGUUGCUCGGCACGAAAGCGUGACACAAGGAUUUCGAGUUCAGAACCAGCCAUCAGCGCAUCUGUCGGAGCAAGAGGCACGACAAGAGACUGGAGACUAGGUCUGCAAGGGGCUGAAGAAGAUCUUUAGAAGGGGGUAAAAGUUAGCGUGCUCAGAAAAACUCACCAGAGAGACAGAGAGACAGGGUACGAUAUAGAGCAGUGUCGCGUGCAGACUCGUCCGACGUCCCAUUGGAACCCUCCGCGGCCUUUCCCCGAGCUUCCCAGUCAUCUUUGAUUAAGCAACGUCGCCAAAUUAACUUUCGCAAUGCUGACAUGUAUGAUGUAUCCCGCUCGCCGUAGCGACUGUGAUCGAGGACUCGAAGCGCUAGGAAAAAUUCCCGCCCCCCAAAAUCACCUUCAAUGUCAUCAUUGUGGUGGAGCGGACCCAUAAGCGUGAGUAAAUCGAUCAAAGUAUCAACACCGACCACGUGUCUGUUGAACAGGGUGAAUAACGCAUCAUCCAAAAUUUUGUAGAGCGAAGGACGAUCUGCUGCGAGAUGUUCACCAAAAUAACCCAGUGCCAAGUCAACUGCAGCCCUCCGAUCGAUCGCAUCUUCACAGAAUGACUUCAUAUAGUUAUGAAGAGAAUCCUGAAUUUCAUCGAUCUCAUUGUAAUCAUCCAGCCGUUUGAUAUCUUCCUGUAAGGACGAAGGACGGUUUCGCGGCUGCUUUUUCUCGCUCGAGGCUAGGUUGCUCAGCUUUGCCAACGAUAAUUGCACUCGAUGACUCCACAAUUCUUCUUCACCACCAAGCGCCAGACCUUCCAGACAUACAGCAGCAGUUUCAUAGUCCUCUUCGCCUGUUACGUCGUUGAUCCAGCUCAAUUUGGAAUAGUUGGGUGUUUUCCGGAGAAACCGAGUAACGGACGCUUGAUACUUGCGCAUGGAGAGCAAGGCGCCUGGAUGGCCCAUUGAAAUCUGGCGUGAGAAGUAUGCAUCCGCCCACGGCUCGCCGAAUCUUUCAAAAUAUUGAGAAACUCGAUGCGCGACAUCAGCUUCGCUUGCCGCCAUGGCAGGAGCAUCCACCAACGAUUCUGGGCCUGGCUGGGAUUUCACUUGGUCCUGGAGUUCAAUGAUAAGUUCGACGAGAGCCCCCAUAUCCUGGAAGCGCUCCGCUAGGCUCAAAGCAUCCCGAAGAUGGCCGAUGCCCGCUAAUUUGAACAGUUGCCAUUUGCGUUCCUUCACGUGAGACUGUUCAAUCGCAGCACAUUCGUCUGCUAGCUUGGAAUCGUCUUGUGCACUUAACCAGCGUGUUCGUUCACGGUGCAUCUGGCCGAGGACCCGGAGAUGGCGGGCACUGUUUUCGGCAAUUUUCUUCAAGACCUGGCCAUCGGGUGCGUCUGAACUAGAGGUCUUUUGUUGGAUCCAUGCCCGACAACUGUCCAGCUCCCAGUCAAGUAAAUGGCCUGCCUCGGUGUAUCCAACCGCGCGAGAGGUCCAGAAUUCAGGAAGACUUUCGUACCCAUCAGCCAGAACGCCAUCCUCCACGAAAUCACUGCCCAGUCCGUACACGGAUGCGUGCUCGUCACGAUAUCGAUAAGCUGUUUCGAUGAUAGCUAGGAAAAGCUCGCUUGCCUCCAAAAUCUGCUCGGACAGCUUCCGUGCCUGCUUCGAGGAAUUUCCCUUCCGAGGUUUGAUGGCAUUCUUGAUCCAGGGAAUCACAUGUUCCAUGUGAUGCGUGUCCUUCAUGAACCACAGACGCACUGGAUCAGCGUCCCCAUGCGAGGGGCCAGGGAGCGUCUUGAAUUUGUCGUUCAUAGAUUCGAUGACAUUGCCCAGGAAAACGUCUUCGCCUUUGCUUCUACGUUCCUCUUCUAGCUUCCACAUAGCUCGUUGCGCAGCGAGUUUUUCUGCUCCCCACAGCAGUUCCCACCUUGCUGGGCGGCUUAGCGGGUUUCCCUUGCGCAACAACAAGGUCGCAAGAUCCCCAAGGGCUUUAGCCCUCAGCCUCAGGUUCUGGUCUAUGGAUAUGGCAGAGGUAGGAACGAAGCGGGAAUCCGACCGAAGAAGCUCCUUACAGAUUUCCAGAGACGCUUGCUCGAUUUCAGACGCCGGGAAAUCGAGGUCACUAUCCCCAAGCAAGUUCAAGGGAUUCUGUGCCAUGGUUCCGAAGAAAAUUGCCUGCUCGAGCUUGUGUUUCGCAGUGACUUGGCCCUCAUCCGCAUCGAGCGCCGACGGGAACUGAGGGAUCACGUUCACUCGCACGACGCCGAAAUUUCGGACCAUCAUCACGCAUGAUGUGCCGCUCUCAUCAUCGAACUGGCCCUCAGAACUAUAUCCCAAAAUUUCAUAGUCUUUGCCUGACCGAAGAUGGAUGAUAUCUUGGAAAGACAGAGGCGUUUUGUGAGCGUCCAAAAGGAGUUGGGAAGUCGGGGUCUCCUCGUGGCUCUUAAGAGACAGAACAACCAGAGAUUGCCCAAUAAGGAUAAAGGCAGUACUCUCCCCCUUUGAAACCAGUAUUUUGGGCUUCAAGUCGUUCCGCAUGGCGGGGAUGGUAUGGAUAUCCACUGCAUGAGUAGAUAGGAUACGUGUGCCAGUUCCCGAUAAGAGGACCUGAACGACGAAGAGUGUUCUGGACUCCAGCAGCUGUGGGGUGCUGACAACCAUAAAAAGCCGCCAGGACUCCUCAGAUACUUGGGAGUCAUCUUCAUUCUCCAAAGGGAGCUGCUCGGAAAAUGCGAAAUCCAGAACUUUCAGGUCGGCCUCCCCAACUGACUUAACGGAGUCAUGAAGAAUGGAUGCUGCAAUGUCCCCUCUGACAUCGAACUUCUUCUUCAGCGCAUUUCCGUGAUUCCAAUGCGUAUCCCAAAUUUCCACUUGACCAGUGGAAGUGGCAACUAUCACGUCUCGCUGACCUCGCUGGCGUGAUCCACCUGCUUGAACUGCAGUAACUUCUUUCCUCCAAGAACCGCCACCUAGAACACUUUUGAUCCCACCUAGGAAUCCUCCGGCCCCACCACUGAUCGACGUGCUAAGGAAAUUCACCAGCACCGAGGGCUUUCCUUGAGGAUCUCUUAGAGUGACAUGUGCCACUCGCCCGGAGGAAAAGACGAUGAUGGUCCCCGAGGGCUCACAAUUUAUGAUCUCUGUGGCGUAUUCGCCGGACAGGAGACCGGGAGUCGAUCCUUGAAUACCAUUCUGUUUUUGCCGGGACAAUCCUAGUGAUGCUGCGCUCGAAACUGUCUCCCAGUAAAUGAUUUUUCCUGUGGAAGGGAUGAUAAUGAGAAGGCCAGGAUGGCUCCCUGUGGCAGUGGACAGCAGGACGCCGAGCGGAACUGCACCAUGUGUGUCCCUACAUGUCUCAGGAAUUGAGACUGCGAAAGUGUGCGAGGCUGAUGGAGUCGACAUGGUCACCGAAUAUGGCCAUAUGAUUGCGUGCGAGGGUGUUAAGGCGAGUGCGUACUGAUGAUUCGGUGCAAAAAAACAUCGAAGGGAGUCU